CCCCAUUCCCUUUCUUUCCCAUAUAUACAUAAAACCUUCCCCUUUCCUUCAUACAAUAACAAGAAAGCAAAACCUAGACAUACUUAAAUAGAAACUUUCCCAUAAUACCUUGCUCCAUACAUAUACAUAUUCUUGUUUCUUGUUUCUUGCAAGUUUUCUUUCUUGCUUUUCUUUGAAAUGAAUAAUCCAACAGGUAGGGUUUCUUGAAACAAAAUUAUAAUUCGGUGCUUAACAAAAAUUAAUUUCAAGAAAACUCGUAUAAAUACAAGAGUGCAAAAAUGGGGAGAGGUAGGAUUCAACUGAAGCGGAUCGAGAAUAAGAUUAGCAGACAAGUCACUUUCUCUAAAAGAAGAACUGGUCUGCUGAAGAAAGCUCAUGAGAUCUCAGUUCUUUGCGAUGCUGAAGUUGCUUUAAUUGUUUUCUCUACAAAAGGAAAGCUUUUUGAGUACUCUACUGAUUCAAGCAUGGAAAGGAUCCUGGAAAGAUACGAGAGAUAUUCAUUUUCAGAAAGAGCUCCAAAUGACACUGAAUCACAGGAAAAUUGGCCAGUGGAAUGCCCCAAGCUCAAGGCUAGAAUUGGGAUCUUGGAGAGAAGCCUAAGGAACCUUGCAGGAGAAGAUUUGGAUUCCAUGACUCUAAGAGAGCUUCAACACUUAGAGCACCAGAUUGAUAAUGCACUUAAGCGUGUACGAUCAAGAAAGAACCAACUCUAUCAUGAUUCCCUUUUAGAGCUGCAGAAGCAGGAAAGAUCGUUGCAUGACCAAAACAACUUGCUAAGCAAACAGCUGGAGGAAAACCAAAAGAAAUUGGCUGAAGAUGCACAGUGGGAGCAACAAAAUCUUGGCCAGAACUCAUCCUCCUUCAUGCCUCCACCACCUCCUCCGCCGCCGCCACAGCCACCAAUGCUAUCUUUUCCGCCUCAAGGGAAUCAUGCCAAUCUCCAGACAAGAGAAUUCAUGAAUGAAAAUGAGGAGGCAAUAGCUCAAACUCAGGCUAACAUGCCGCCAUGGAUGCUUGGCCAUGUCAAUGACUAGAAAAUUGCUAAUCAAUUUUAUCACUUGGAUCAUUAUCACUUCAUUUCUUUUGCCAUUUACGUAUUACUACAAAACUAUGAACAAUGUACUUGUCCUUGUGCCCUAAUUGGUAUCCAUUCACUCUAGUAUUAAUCAAA
Messenger RNA from Jatropha curcas, 1171 nucleotides. Its product is annotated as agamous-like MADS-box protein FUL-L. Gene Ontology annotation, cellular component: nucleus. Gene Ontology annotation, molecular function: DNA-binding transcription factor activity; RNA polymerase II transcription regulatory region sequence-specific DNA binding; protein dimerization activity. The record is from RefSeq and is a predicted model, not a curated record. Gene Ontology annotation, biological process: positive regulation of transcription by RNA polymerase II. Lineage: Eukaryota; Viridiplantae; Streptophyta; Magnoliopsida; Malpighiales; Euphorbiaceae.